AUGUCGGCGUUUUUAGUUAAUGUGACUAGGAGAACUACCGAGUCAACAGGUACCGACAUUUCAUAUUUUCAUACAACCAUAGCUUCAGUCAGUUUUACAUCGACAGAUAAGUUCGAGCCAGUACUGCUGCAUCCUAUUAUUCUCUGUACUCUGUGUGCCAUUAAUCUGCUGACAAUAUUAGGGAACCUGUUGGUUAUAAUGGCAGUGUUCAAAGACCACCGUCUUCGCUCAAACAAUACCAAUCUUAUUAUAGCGUCGUUGGCACUUGCUGAUUUUCUAAUAGGCGUUGUGGUCCUGCCGUUCGCCAUUUCCGUGGAAUACACAUCCGGAUACUGGUAUUUUGGCAGAAACUGGUGUGAUAUCUGGCACGCUAUGGAUGUGUUUUGUUGCACAGCGUCCAUUUUUAAUUUAUGUAUCAUAUCUUUUGAUCGAUAUUGGGCGAUAACAAACCCAAUUAGUUAUCGUUCCAAAAUGACAAAUCGUGUUGCCUGUAUCUUGAUCGCGUUCGUUUGGGUUUGUUCGUCUGCUAUAUCUUUUCCGGCAAUAGUUUGGUGGAGAAAAGUGGACCCACCUUUUAUUGAAAAUAAUUGUAUAUUUACAGGAAGCUCAUCGUAUUUGCUAUUGGCAUCAGUUAUAGCAUUCUAUAUUCCAUGCGUGAUCAUGGUUUUUACAUACUUAAGAGUUUAUUUAACAGCUAUACGCCAAAUGCGGGGCAUUCUAGCUGGUACAAAGAACGUGACAUUGGCUUCGAAUAAUAAAAAAACUGUAAAUUUACGGAUACAUCGUGGCGGAUUAAUGAGAAACAAUCUGACAGACAAUAUGAAGAGAGAACAUAAAGCAGCGAAGACUUUAGGUAUCGUGAUGGGUGUUUUUGUUAUCUGUUGGCUCCCAUUUUUUGUGAUACUCCCGUUGUCUAUCUGUGAACAAUGCAUUAAGUAUCCCCAAUUAAUUUUUCCUAUAACGACCUGGCUAGGCUGGAGCAAUAGCGCCCUAAACCCGUUCAUUUACGCGUUUGUUAGUAGGCAUUUUCGGAUGGUAUUUUAUAAGAUUUUGUGCGGUGCGCAUUGCACUAAUAGCUCAAUAUCCCGUCCAUCUACAGAUUUUGCUUCCCUGUCAACUGGGGUUAUAAAUGCGACAUUUGUGAAAGGUGACGAGGACUUCCAAUUGUCGAUUGAAUGA
Molecule: messenger RNA, 1179 nt
Organism: Anneissia japonica
Lineage: Eukaryota; Metazoa; Echinodermata; Crinoidea; Comatulida; Comatulidae
Product: dopamine receptor 2-like
Exons: 1
Coding region: 1-1179 (392 amino acids)
Biological process (GO): adenylate cyclase-activating adrenergic receptor signaling pathway
Cellular component (GO): membrane
Molecular function (GO): G protein-coupled receptor activity
Source: RefSeq, a predicted model, not a curated record